GUUAACCUCAUUCUGAAUGAUACUAAUUAUACAGCUCCUCUGUUCAUAAAAGUCUUCACAAUUUCUCAAAGCAUAGAUUGUGUUUCCAUCAUUUCCUACGUUGUUCUUGCAAGAAAACAAAUUUUGACCACUGAUAUUGAUUAUUGACAGAGAGUAAAGAAUUGGAAAAGAGUAAAGUGGCUAUGCAGGGUGAGGGCUUUGAAGUGGAAAUUUGAGUUUCAACGAGUUUCAUACGAACAACGUAGACUGUAAAGAAGACGUAUAUAUUUUUUUCUUUUGCGAAUUUACUAUGAGCUUUUUAGACGAACUAAACUCAUUAUUUGGCUGUAGUAAUUUGUAUGAGAUUUUUGGAGUAGAGAAAACAGCUUCUGAUGCUGAGAUUAAGAAAGCGUAUCGACGAUUAUCUUUGAAAGUACACCCAGACAGAGUUGGCAGUGAACACAAACAGAACGCUACAAAGAAAUUUCAAGCGAUAAGUAAAAUACACUCUUUAUUAUCGGAUAAGCAUCUCCGUAAAGCUUACGAUGAAACAGGUGAAAUUGGCGAUGAAAUAGUGAAAGAAGAACGCGAUUGGAUGUAUUAUUGGAGGUUGUUAUUUCCUAAAAUUACAAAUGAAGAUAUUAAAAAAUUUGAAAAGAAGUACAAAGAUUCUGUUGAGGAACUCAAUGAUUUGAAAUCAGCUUAUAUAAAGUGUGAAGGAGAUAUGGAAGGAAUCUUGGAAAACGUUUUGUGUUCAACUGAAGAUGAUGAAGGUAGAUUUAGGAAGAUUUUACAAAGUGCCAUUGACAAGGGUGAAUUACCAAAGUUGGAAAGUUUUACCAAAGUUGAUAAGAAAAAGCGAAAAGCUAGAAAACAAAAGGCAAAGCAAGAAGCUGUUGAAGCAGAGAAAUUAGCCAAAGAAAUGGGUGUUCAUAGUGAUAAUGAUCUGUCUGCUUUGAUUGCUAAACGACAGAAUGAUAGAAAGAGUGAAAUGAACAAUUUUCUCACCAAUUUGGAAGAAAAGUAUGCAGGCACAAGUCAGAGCAAGAAAAGAAAAAUUGCCAAGUCAAAAAAAUAGAUUUCUUUACUCAUUUCCACUGUUAAAGAUGACAGAUACUCUGGAUAAACUUAAUCAUUCUGUAGCUUAUUUUUUUUGUGUUAGUAUGAAAGCUUAUGUUCAUUAUUAUUAUUUCAAAUGUUUCACAAAAAACGUUCAAAUCUGAAA
Molecule: messenger RNA, 1204 nt
Organism: Xenia sp. Carnegie-2017
Lineage: Eukaryota; Metazoa; Cnidaria; Anthozoa; Malacalcyonacea; Xeniidae
Product: dnaJ homolog subfamily C member 9-like
Exons: 2
Coding region: 290-1057 (255 amino acids)
Cellular component (GO): nucleus; cytoplasm
Molecular function (GO): heat shock protein binding
Source: RefSeq, a predicted model, not a curated record